AAGACUCCCGAGCUUCUUAUUUAUCCAUCGUCAUUCAACUUUUUUUCGCCGCCGUCUUGUAUCUCGUUUCGCCUUGCUCACAGCCUCUCAUCUACUCGAUAUCCACUUCAUACACGUAUAAUCAGUCACAAUGGGUUGGUUCUGGGCAGAUUCGCCAGCCGCCGCACCUGUGGCUCCCCACCCCAUGCCUGCCAAUGCGAGCGCCACACCUCCGCCAGGAUGUCCCAUGCACAAGCCCGCCGGCGAGGUUCCUUCAGCACCACCACCUUCCAUUGUCACAAAGCCCGCAGACUCAGCAAGCGCAUGCCCCUACGUGCCACCCACCACAGACACCAAAGAGCCUUCCGCCGGCUCACCCUCCUACAUCUCAAAGCUCAACCCUCUCAACUACAUGCCCAAGAACCUCUCCAACCAACGCGACCACACCGAACAAACCGUCGACCUCCCUCUAGACCGCGAGAACAGCACAAUCCCCCGCGGCGACGGCCAAGGAACUUGGGAAUACCCUUCGCCUCAACAAAUGUACAAUGCCAUGUUGCGCAAGGGAUACACGGAUACACCAGCCGAACACGUAGAAGCCAUGGUCUCUGUCCACAAUUUCCUAAACGAAGGAGCUUGGAAUGAAAUCGUCGAGUGGGAGAAGAGGUUCUCUGCAGGAUUAUCACGAGGCUGGCAAGUGUGCAGCAAAGGCGAAGAAAACGCUUCCCUCAUGGCAGACAUGCUAGCGAGAAAAGACGCCAUGGCCGCCAACACCGAGACCAAGGAUCCAAGUCUCGUCCGCUUCAUGGGCCGUCCCUCGGAAUUGACACCAAAAGCCCGCAUGCUUCAAGUAAUGGGCUGGCUAUACCCAUCCAAAUACGAAACCGAACCACCUUUUGAUCGACACGAUUGGUUUGUUCGCAGAGUGCAUCCAGAUGGCACGGAAAGGGAAAAAAGAUAUGUUAUUGAUUAUUACUCGGGGCCGCCUGAAGAGACUGGAGAACCGGUUUUCUACCUCGAUGUCAGACCUGCUGUUGACGGACCGCUGGAUGCGGCGGAGAGGGUUGUUAGGUGGGGUGGAGAUGUUUGGUGGAGGGCUAGCGGGGGCAGCGUCAGGGAGGAAUUGGCGAAAUUGAAACAGUGAGAAUGGAGGAGUAGUGUGUUUGUGAUGGAGCAGGCAAGGUUGUUGUAUUGAAUUUGAUACUGGGGUAUUGUGGGUUUGUGUUUGGAAAGCGUUUUUUGAUGGGAUUGCACGUUUAUUUCUUCUCUGUUGUAUUGGGG
Molecule: messenger RNA, 1260 nt
Organism: Aureobasidium subglaciale EXF-2481
Lineage: Eukaryota; Fungi; Ascomycota; Dothideomycetes; Dothideales; Saccotheciaceae
Exons: 2
Coding region: 131-1123 (330 amino acids)
Biological process (GO): cytochrome c-heme linkage
Cellular component (GO): mitochondrion
Molecular function (GO): holocytochrome-c synthase activity
Source: RefSeq, a predicted model, not a curated record